AAGCACCAGCACCAUGGCUGCCCAGGGAGAGACCCAAGUCCAGUUCAAACUGGUGCUGGUUGGCGACGGUGGCACCGGGAAGACGAUGUUCGUGAAGCAUCACCUGACGGGGGAGUUUGAGAAGAAGUAUGUAGCUACCCUGGGCAUGGAAGUCCACCUGUUCAUGUCCCACACCAACAGGGGACCCAUCAAGUUCAACGUGUGGGACACGGCUGGCCAGAAGAAGUUCGGCAGGCUGCGGGAAGCCCAGUGUGCCAUUAUAAUGUUUGAUGUCAUGUCAAGGGUUACUUACAAGAAUGUGCCUAACUGGCAUAGAGAUCUGGUACGAGUGUGUGAAAACUUCCCCAUUGUGCUGUGUGGCAACAAAGUAGACAUUAAGGACAGGAAAGUUAAGGCAAAAUCUAUUGUCUUCCACCGAAAGAAGAAUCUUCAGUACUAUGACAUUUCUGCCAAAAAUAACUACAACUUUGAAAAGCCCUUCCUGUGGCUUGCUAGAAAACUAAUUGGAGACCCUAACUUGGAGUUUGUCGCCAUGUCUGCUCUCGCCCCGCCAGAGGUUGUCAUGGACCCAGCUUUGGCAGCACAGUAUGAGCACGAUCUAGAGGUUGCUCAGACAACUGCUCUCCCGGAUGAGGAUGAUGACCUGUGAGAACAUGCAGCUGGAGCCCAGCAUCAGAAGUCUAGUUUUAUAUGCAACUGUCCUGUGAUGUCAGUG
Messenger RNA from Lontra canadensis (Northern American river otter), 715 nucleotides. RefSeq names its product GTP-binding nuclear protein Ran-like. Gene Ontology annotation, cellular component: nucleus; cytoplasm. The transcript has a single exon. Gene Ontology annotation, biological process: protein import into nucleus; ribosomal subunit export from nucleus. The coding region runs from base 14 to 649 and encodes 211 amino acids. The record is from RefSeq and is a predicted model, not a curated record. Lineage: Eukaryota; Metazoa; Chordata; Mammalia; Carnivora; Mustelidae. Gene Ontology annotation, molecular function: GTP binding; GTPase activity.